AUGUUCGGCCGCCGUCGUGCCCACGCCCCCAUGACCAGCACCAGGACCACCCGUCCCAUGGGCUCCGGCCUCUUCAGCCGCCGUCGCGUUCACCACACCACACCCAUGACGACCACUCACACCACCCACACCACCCGCCGCCGCGGUUAUGGCCGCAAGAGGCACCACGGACAAGGAAUGGUUGCCCCCGCUGCUACCACCAUGGGAACCACAGCCGCCGUUCAUCACCACCAAAAGCGCAAGACGAGUCUCGGUGAUAAGAUCAGCGGGGCGCUGAUGAAGAUCAAGGGGAGCAUUACGGGAAGGCCGGGACAGAAGGCUGCGGGGACGAGGAGGAUGCGGGGGACGGAUGGACGGGGGAGGAGGAGACAUUAUUAA
Molecule: messenger RNA, 378 nt
Organism: Neurospora hispaniola
Lineage: Eukaryota; Fungi; Ascomycota; Sordariomycetes; Sordariales; Sordariaceae
Exons: 1
Coding region: 1-378 (125 amino acids)
Source: RefSeq, a predicted model, not a curated record